AUGGCGUGGGGUAAAGUCGUUUGGUUAUCAGCACUCCUUUUGGGCACGACUUUAAGUCAACCGAUACCUGACCCAGAUCCUCAAAUUCCUUGCGAGGAUUAUUCUCCAUGUGAACCCUGUGAUCCAGUACCUCCGUGUGAUCCUUGUGACCCAUGCUCAACUCCGUAUUCUGAUGAUAAUGACGUCAUAAAGAUUGGACCUUGCAAUCCUUCUGAGCCAUCUGUAAAGUAUUUGUAUGGUCAGGCACCCCAGGGUUCAGUGAUCUUCAGACCUGGUCACAUUCGUUUUCGGGCACCUGCCCCAAUAAUUGUUCGACCAGGAACUAUUCGCCUGCCCACGCCGCCUUCAAUCUGGGUAAAACCAGCACCAGUUCAACCAGCUGCCCCGGCUCCAAUAUCCGUGAAACCAGAACCAGUUCACCCGCCUACCCCAGCACCAAUUGAAGUCAGGCCUAAGCCUGUGUACCCACCACGUCCUGCUCCGAUUGUUGUUAAACCUGCGCCGGUUCAACCACCAAAGCCUGCUCCUAUUAAAGUACAACCACCUCCAAUACAACCACCAGCACCGGGAUUGCUAGUUGUGAAACCUCCCAGGAUUACAGUACCUAGUCCACCCAUCAUCUGCUUCCAACCAAACCCUCCGUCUCGCUUUAGUACUUCAGGCUGCGCGGUCGUUUCAUUGUACCAGUCUCAACCACCGUGUGCAACUGAACCUUCUCAACUGACAACUUACAACCCACCAUGUCCAUCUCCAUGUUUUCCGUCCUAUGCUUAG
Molecule: messenger RNA, 774 nt
Organism: Parnassius mnemosyne (clouded apollo)
Lineage: Eukaryota; Metazoa; Arthropoda; Insecta; Lepidoptera; Papilionidae
Source: the annotation of a GenBank genome assembly